Messenger RNA from Drosophila arizonae, 965 nucleotides. It is a transcript of the gene Targ2, whose product is annotated as Terminal ADP-ribose protein glycohydrolase 2. Lineage: Eukaryota; Metazoa; Arthropoda; Insecta; Diptera; Drosophilidae. The record is from RefSeq and is a predicted model, not a curated record. Gene Ontology annotation, biological process: peptidyl-glutamate ADP-deribosylation.
CGGAAUCAUGAAAUCACCAAAGUGGCGAUGCCGCGGAUUUGCUGCGGCGACAGCGAAGGCCUCCAGUGGAAGCAAGUGAAGCGCAUCAUGCAGCAGAUAUUCGCUCACAGUGAGUAUCCCAUUGAGAUCAUGAUCUGCGAGCAUGACGACAUAACCAGAGAGCUGGCCGCGCCAAAGUGUCAGAUAACCGAGGCGAAGGGCAACUUGUUUAGCGCACCGGAAGACUUCGCUCUGGUGCACUCGGUGAGCGCGGACUUUGCCAUGUGCGCCGGUAUCAACUUGCAGUUCCGCUGCAAAUUCGGCCAGGUGGACGAGCUGAAGCGCCAGCAGCGGCACACGGGCAACGUGGCCGUGCUGGAGCAGGACGGACGGUACAUCUACAAUCUGGUGACCAAGGAACGGGCACACGAGAAGUGCACCUACACGGCGCUCUACUAUGCGCUGCUGGCCAUGCGGGAACACAUGCGUGAGCAUCUGGUCACUAAACUGGCCAUUCCACGUCUGGGCUGUGGCAUCGAUCGUUUGGAUUGGCUGCGCGUGCGCAGCCUGCUGGAGCUGGUGUUCGUGCGUGAUGGCGUAGACAUCAUUGCCUUCUUCUAUCAGCCGCCCAGCAUGGAGCGCGAUACCAUCAAGGUGAUCUGUCCCACCUGCAGCCACAUGAAGCUCAUGCAGCUGCCGCGCAGCGUCAGCUCCUCGCGAAACUCGCUACACAGGGAGAAGACGCCCUUCUGAGUGGCAGUUGGAUAUAUGGGAUUUCUUUGUAUAUAUAUAUACUAUAUGUAAUUCUUAAUUUAUAACAUUCGAAAUGGGUUUGCAUGGGUUGCAGGGCACCAAAUGCACCGUUACUUAUAACUAGUUCUUAGCACAAGAAAAUUACAUUUAUUUUACGAAUAUUUAUAUGCAAUACAUACAUACAUACAUACAUAAUAUAUUGACAGCAAAUAAAAAGACAACGCCUGAAGCUG